Clarias gariepinus (North African catfish) is the source of this 1072-nucleotide messenger RNA. Its product is annotated as KICSTOR complex protein kaptin-like. The transcript has 9 exons. Gene Ontology annotation, molecular function: actin filament binding. NCBI's taxonomy places the organism in Eukaryota, Metazoa, Chordata, Actinopteri, Siluriformes, Clariidae. Bases 68 to 1072 code for a protein of 334 amino acids. The record is from RefSeq and is a predicted model, not a curated record. Gene Ontology annotation, biological process: actin filament organization; cellular response to amino acid starvation; negative regulation of TORC1 signaling. Gene Ontology annotation, cellular component: lamellipodium; KICSTOR complex; actin cytoskeleton.
UAUCCGAGAAGCUCAUGGGAGACCCGGAUGAUGUGAAACGCUGUUUUAGCCGAGUCAGUCCGUGACCAUGCUGGCUGACACAGAAGGUUCGUGUCCGUUUGUAGAGGACAGUUUUAGCCGCUUUCCGUCUCAGAGUAACAUCUACGGGUUGUGCCAGGCGGGGGAGCACGGGCUGCUGGCUGCCACUCUGAAAGGGAAAGUGGUGUGUUUCAGAUAUCAAGACCUGCAGCAAAAAAUCCGACCUGUGGCUAAAGAGGUGCAGUUUACCUACAUACCGGUUGAUGCUGAAAUCGUGUCUAUCGAUGCGUUUAACAAGUCUGCCCCGAACAGAGGCCUGGUGGUGGGAAUCACCUUCAUCAAGGACUCGGGUGAUAAAGCCACACCGUUCCUGAACAUCUACUGCGAGUACGAGCCGGGGUCAGAGUUCAACCUGGAGUCCAUUGCUCAGAGCUGCCUGAACCUGGAGCUGCAGUUCACUCCGUUCCAGCUCUAUCACACAGAGGUGCAGUACAAUGAGGGUCAGAGAGAGACUGUGUUCCUGCUCAGUGGACACGAUCAGCGCAUACACCUCUAUACAGAAAACGCUUCACUGCACCAGUUUGAGGAGCAGCCAGUCAAGCGCUUUUUCCCCGAGCUGACCGAUCUACCCAGCAAUGUGUUGUGGAUGAACGUUUUGAGUAUCGAAGGCGGUCGUCGGCUCACAGCGUUCGGCUGUCAAAACGGCUGCGUGGGGCUUGCGCUCGUCAACCAGAGAGGACCUGAAAUCCUGCAGAGUUGGCGUUUGCAGCAGGACAGUCCCAUAUCCACAGUGUUACUCUUCCCUCUAAAGGUGGCAGCACAGACCAGCAGCACAGAUGGUGUGUAUGUGUGUGUGUGUGUGUAUGUAUGGCAAACCGUUGCCCAUGACGUAAUGUCACAUGUCCGACUGGUGAUGAUUGGUCAGAGCAGAGACCUCGCUUCUGAUUGGUCGAAUUCACUGAGCGCCCGUCUCCAACCCGGAUGUUUUGUAUCCGAGAAGCUCAUGGGAGACCCGGAUGAUGUGAAACGCUGUUUUAGCCGAGUCAGUCCGUGA